AGCAUGGCAUGUAUAAAUCAUGACUUCUGUAGCUUUGUUCCUCCUCGCAUUCGUGGGCAGCUUGCAACUGUCUAAUGCUGCUGAAGGACCCCGGCAGGUUGAACUUAAGCAGGGAACGAUACCGUUUUUUGACAUCCAGAUUGCAUACAAGCUUUACGAUGUAGUAAACCCCGGUCCCGCAGAAGAGGCACGGCUAAACCCAACGGCAAUUUUUUUACACGGGGCCAAGUAUGCUUCCGACUACUGGCUGCAGCUAGGCACCUUAAAGAUCGUCGCAGAGGCAGGAGUGCGCGCGAUGGCCAUUGACCUCCCUGGUUUUGGCGCGACUCCAGCUUUGCCUUACAGCGAUAACAACAUGCGUGCAGAACUCCUUAAAACGGUCAUUGAGGCCGCCUGGCCCCGGGUCAAUUCAUCCGUCUACCUUAUCUCGCCCUCCAUGAGCGGGCGUUAUUCCAUCCCCUUCCUUGACCGCCACGGCGUCAUGAUCACCUCGUUCGUGGCGGUGGCGCCCAUCGGAGUCCGUGACUGGGGCGGCCCCUGGGAGGAUACACACAGAAAGGUGUGCGCCCUGGCGGUGUACGGCUCUAAGGACCCGCUCGCGAAGGACGCGGACCGGCUCCUUCGGCUCUUCCAGUACGCAUGGAAGGUGGUCAUCCCUGGUGCUGGGCACCGCAGCUACGAGGAUAAGCCGGAGGUCUUCCACAAGCUGUCUUCACGCCUUACCCAGGGAUGCCGCAUGGUGAUGGUGGCGAAGAUGGUGCUGGUGACCUUCCUACGCAAGUGCCGGCGCACCCGGGACAGUGGCCAUAACGUGGAGGGUGAGAGCGGCAUCGAGCUGGUCAAGACGCUGCGUGCGGCAGAAGCGGCCACUGCACGUUGACGAGUUCGGGCAGAGCUCCCGGGCUCCCAUUGGCGCACAGGCUGGAGGUUAACCUUAUUACCUCCGAAGGGAGGGGGAAGCUGGUACUGCGGCGGGGCCAGACCCAAGCAUACGUUGCGAGGGCUGUGAAGUGUGUAAGCCCCGGCCGGAACACGAUUCAUGUUGUUGGCUGUUGGAUGUGAGUGAGGACCUGCCCUUGGCUCCUCUAGGUGAUCAACCUGACGUGAAUCCCGGUGGCGUAUAUGGUAAAAGAACAGUAUGUUUUCUAUGGCCCAACUGGUCUGUCCACACGCAACAAAGCUGUCUGGCCAUUGGAAUACCCACACGAUGAUAAAUGCGUGAGAGAUAAUGAUAGGGGGCUUUCGCCGUGCCACGUGAUUGGUUUCCAACUGUGGGGUGUGCAGCCAUGUAUUGUACAAAGUCAGAACCUCAUGGUCUGUGGGAAAACGAUUGUCGCCAUAUCCAGGGGGAACGGUUAACGACUAUGAACCCAGUCGAAACGUGAGCACGACACGCAUCUUCUGCUUACGCGUCCCAAAAACGUAUACUGGCGUCUGAUAUGGUCCUGUUGCUGCCCUAAGGGAGAUUCCUAUGGCAGCAAAUUGUGGUCCCAGCUAUGGGGCCCUUUGCUCUCCCGUGGGCUGACGGCUGUCCCGAACAGCCUGGUGGCCGGCUGCCUGCAACGUAGAUGCUUGCGGCCUGGCGAGGUUAGGUCCCAUAGGCAGCAGAGUUGGCCUGCCGAUGCAUCCACCAAAUGUACUGGGCAGCACGCGUACAUGGGGGUCUACCCGCGCCAAGUGUAACGCAAACACUGAUC
Molecule: messenger RNA, 1697 nt
Organism: Volvox carteri f. nagariensis
Lineage: Eukaryota; Viridiplantae; Chlorophyta; Chlorophyceae; Chlamydomonadales; Volvocaceae
Exons: 8
Coding region: 20-880 (286 amino acids)
Source: RefSeq, a predicted model, not a curated record